Messenger RNA from Pichia membranifaciens NRRL Y-2026, 489 nucleotides. RefSeq lists its product as hypothetical. Lineage: Eukaryota; Fungi; Ascomycota; Pichiomycetes; Pichiales; Pichiaceae. The transcript has a single exon. Gene Ontology annotation, cellular component: mitochondrion. Bases 1 to 489 code for a protein of 162 amino acids. The record is from RefSeq and is a predicted model, not a curated record.
AUGUCCUUGGCAGCCUCAGAUGUGCAACCCCCAGCGGUGGGGGACAAGAACCCUAAGCAACUCGCAGCCCAAUGGGGGGUGUCCCCAGUCCCGGCGUGGGCCUUCUCGGCAGCCCUCUUGCUCUCGCCUGCCCUGAGACCACAGUUCCCUGUCUUGAACAACCCGAACGCUGGAGGUGCCGGCGGCGCCAACACAGGAGCUGGCGGGAUGUCGUCGUCUAUGUUCCGGUCUGCAAAAGCUCCCCUUGCGGCCUACCCGUCCAACAUCCAGGUGUUGGUGUUCUCCUCGUUCAUCGGGUUGGGAGGCUUCAUGUGCUACGAUCACGAUCCGACAAACGGCGCCGCCGUCGCCGGCUGCUGGAGUCUUUUGUACUUCCUCACCAACGUCAAACGUAGCAUGUGGAACCUGAAGGUGUACCCGAAGGCUUUGACCAGUCUUGCGUUGGUGAAUUCCGCCAUCUACUCCGCCAAGUACUUGAACUUGGUUUGA